Molecule: messenger RNA, 1479 nt
Organism: Penicillium waksmanii
Lineage: Eukaryota; Fungi; Ascomycota; Eurotiomycetes; Eurotiales; Aspergillaceae
Exons: 3
Coding region: 1-1479 (492 amino acids)
Molecular function (GO): zinc ion binding
Source: RefSeq, a predicted model, not a curated record
AUGCCUCCCCCAACAAGGCAAUUCCACCGCCUCUCUAUCGGCCAGAUGCCAGCGCGGGACUCUAGGUCCGCCCGCGCGGGGCGGGCGGACCCUUCCGGUGAGAGACUUCGUGAGGAUAAGGGUGAUACUUCGCCAGAGGAGAGUGAGGAGGAAGAGGACAGUGAACAGAGCAGUGACGAAGAAGAAGAUGAGUCUGAGGAUGAGUCUGCUGCUGCAGGCAUUUCGACUAUCUCGGCCCAUUCGGGAAUUACCUAUGACCUCAGCCAUCUAGAUACCCAAUCCGAGGCUCACGCCUUGGUGGGUUUGGGAGAACAAAUCGACGUCCUCAAUGCCCGCUCGUCAUCUACUGGAUAUGACUUUGAGCUUGUGGAUAGACCUCGAGUUCAUGUUGGCAAGGAUUCUACCACUUGUACCUGCUCGGCUUUUCAAGAAAGACCCGAAGCAGCUUGCCACCACAUAUUUUGGGUUCUUGACCAACUCCACGGUUGUUUCCCCUCCAAUCCGCAACCGCCCUCCGACGAAGGUGUAGCUCUGUCUCCCGACGGUCGACCACAGGUCGGGGCACGCAUUGAGGAUCUCCUAGAAGGCCAACUGGAAGCCGUCACAGGCCGUUUGGAUUGGCAGUAUAUGCGAAUUGACGGCGACGGCAGACGAACCGGCAUGACACGCGCAGAGAAACUCCGAGACAUACUCUCAGCCUUCAACUCGAACAUUCUAACAGAGAGUUUUCGCCAAGAUCUCGUUGAGAAAACGACACACGCGCGCACCGCCGAGCAGUGCGUCGUACAGGGGGAUGUGGAGGCAACAAUCUUCCGCCUAGCCAUGCUGAACGACGGCCUAUUCAUCGACCUCUGUAAAGCCCAGCCCGCCCAAGCCUGUGCAUCGAUCUACUUUGACAAAAUCCAAGAACAUUGCCGGCGCCUCCUGCGCGAUUUCGACCGAUACUGCGCGACGGGCGAGCGGCCGACGGAUCCCGGGAGUCCUGGUAGCAGUAUGGUAGAGGUGGACGAGGUAGUUGCGCAGUUGCGUAAAUUGGUGCAGCAUGUUCGGAUGAAUAUUGCGCUGCGCUCGCCGCAUGGUUCGGAGGGUGCUGCGAAAGCACUUGUUUCGAUUCUUGAAGCGGUGACGGCUCGCAAUAAGGAUCCUCUGGAUGGAAAUAAUUGGGGCCGCUCGUCUUUUCACGGCGAGGAUGAGGAUCAGCGGAAUUUGUACCAUUUGCUGAUCGGGUCGGAGGAUUCGGAUAUCAAUUCUGAUGAGGAGCUUUUCGUCAUUGAUGCGCUGGAAAGUCUCGCCCCGUCUGAUCUGUAUCAGUUCAUAAACCAGCUGCAGCCUAUUCGGCAGCGAAUGGAGGUGAAUCGUGCGCCUAAGGCGUUCCUUCUUCGGUUGGGAGCUUUGGUUCGAAAGGCUCAGUCGGCUGGUGCUGAGAUUGCCUCUGGAUCUGGACAAAAACGGCCAGCAUGUGGCUACCCCAGGUUCUAG